UUCAAGUGCUACUCGUGUUAUUGUUUGCUUUCGAGUUGUGUUUUUCUUUGUGCGGUAUGCUUGAAAAAUUUUUUCCAUACACGAACCAGACAAACUGAAUUAUUUUCUAAAACGGAGUUGUAUCGUUCAUCGUGGUAGAUUGAUCGAUAAGUAACUAUUGUCAAUUUAACCUGCGAAUUCAAACGCCGACAUAUUAACAGUCAAAAUGCCACCAGCAAUAAAUCAGUCAGCCAGAAUCUUUGCUGAGAUUACAGCAACAUGCGAUGCUCUUGGGUACAACGAUGGCAAAACUUUUCGUUUGGACAAAAACAGUCUUGAGGCAUUAAAAGAUUUGAUUAGAUAUCUAAGAAGAGAUGAUGACACUCAUUCUAUUCGUCGUUAUUUGGGUCAGACAAGAAUAGUACAAAAAGAUUUAAUAAAAAUCUUUGUUGAUCAUGCAGAGAAGACUGAAAUUUGGAAUGUUCUUCUGAGAUUACUUAUUAAUCUGACAAGUCCAGCAUUAAUGGUUUACAAUGAAGAACUUCCAUCAGAAAAAGUUACAAGAGGUUACUACUUGCAAAUUCUGUCACAUUUACAAGAGUACAAAGCUCAAAUGACCAAUGAUGCUUUUUGGGUAGUAGUAAAUGAGAAACUGAAGCAGUUAUUGAUAAUUGAUAGUAAUGAACGUGGAGAAGACAAUGAGAUGUUACUAGAUCGAAUCCUUACCUUAAUACGUAAUGUACUCAGAAUUCCAGGAAGUGAUUAUGAUACUAGAACAGACAAUGAUACAAGUGUGCACGAUCAGGUUUUGUUUACUCUGCAUACAUCUGGAGUAUCUGAUAUGUUGAUCUACAUUUCAAGUUCUAGUAAAGAGCAGCAGUAUCAUAUGCAAAUAUUAGAAAUCAUAGCUUUCAUGCUACAAGGACAAAAUCCCAGUAAACUUGCUCAAGUCGAAAUGCUACGAAGUGCAGAGGAAAAGGAGGAGGAUGAAGCUAAAUUGAUGAUUGCCAGGCAAAAAGAGAAAAUUAACAAAAUGGCUAAAAUAAAAAAAUAUGCCGAAUCAAGGCAUUCUAGAUUUGGUGGCACCUAUGUGGUAAAAAACAUGAAAGCUAUAGGAGAAAACGAAAUGAUCUGUCAUAAACCUUAUAAGAAGAUCGAAGAUUUAGAUUUCAGUGUGACAAAGCGAAAGACGAAGAAACACAAAGCACGAGGCUCGGAAGGAGCGAGCAGCAGCGGCAAGCAAGAGGAGCGACUGUCAGCGUUGAGCGUGCGUCUGUUUCUCAAGGAAUUCUGCGUAGAAUUUCUGGCAGCUGCCUACAAUCCAGUGAUGAGAUACGCGCGCAGCUGUAUCAACGGCAACCAAGCCGACGCGAGCCACUACCUCUGGGCUCUGCGCUUCUUCAUGAACUUCAACCGGCACUACAAGUUUCGCGUGAAAUACGUCAGUGAAACCAUAUCCUCUGACGUAUUUUACACUGUGCAGAGGCAGAUCGAGCAUCAUUACGAUAUGAUUUGUUCGGACAAGAAGAAAGCCACGUAUUGGGCUAUCAGGCUUCACUUGGCCGUCAAUGCCUAUCAGGAAUUGCUGUAUACGCUCAUCGAGAUGGACAAGUGCGCCGAUCAAGGAGUGAGAAGCUCAAGCCGUGUAAUAAUGAGCAACAUUUUCUACGUACCCGAGUAUCGCGAGACAAUAUUCCAGCAGCUUCUCAAUUACAACGAGCUCACCAUGUCAAAAGACUACUUGGUCGAUUUGGUCACGACGGUGCACAUUUUUUUGAAGAUGCUCAAGAACUUUUGCGAUAAGCAACGUCACCUUGUCGUGGCGAAACCCAAGCGGAACAAAUCAAAGAAAAAGACAAAGCCGGCGGCAAGUAAGAGUGGAGGUCCACAGCAGCAGGCAGUUGGUCCAGCGCGAAGCUUGGAAGAUCGAUGGGACGAGGUGGGACCGGAACUGUCGGCCGUUAUGCAGCAGAACAACGAGAUACCGAUAGUGAUGCCUUUUGACGCAACGAUCGACAUACCCGUAGAUGAGCAAAAGGUUGAUGCGAUGAAGAGGAUUCAGAAACUACUACGUUCCAAGGAAUACGAACAGACGGUCGGUCUUCUGCGUGCUGCCAGGGACGUCUGGCCGGAGAACGAGAGUUUCGGCAAAGCCAACAUACCAGUCGACGAGGAAUUCCUCGUACUGCGAGAAAUCUUUCUGGCCGAUCUCGGUGUUGCAGAUGAAACAGCCGUGGCAGCCUCUCGCAGUCAGGCUAACGAUGGAAAUCAGAUCCAAAGUCAACUUAACUGUGAUGAAGAGGCCGACAGCGAGGAAAACGAAGAAGCAGAAACAGCACGAUUCAAAGAGUCCAGCUUCAAAUUUAUGGAUUUUAUGCAGCGAUUUGCAAAUGUGCGAGUUGUCAGUAAUCUGAAUAUUUUGCUAAAGCAAUUUGAGAAGAACGCACCGGAGGUCAAUUACUACGUCCUAAAAAUUCUCCAUCGAAUUUCUUUCGAGUGUAAAAUGACAGCGAUGAUGUACCAAGCCUCCAUAUUCCGAGUUUUCCAAAGACUAUUCCGGUCUAAUGAACGCGCUCACCAGGAAUUGGCGGCAUUUGGUCGUCACGUAUUCCGCAGUUUCGCCGAGGUGGCAUCGCGUAAUCCAAAGGCCUACAUGGAACUGCUGUUCUGGAAGUCAACAAAGCAGGCAGUCGAGAUGACUGACGGUUACGAUGUCGAACACGCUAACAACAAGAAAGCAUCCAAGAAUGCGUGGACCGAGCAAGAGGAGGACGAGUUAAGGCUGCUGUUUAUGGAGCAUCAAACCAACAAAUAUCCGCAGGAUGUAAUCAACUUUAUCCAGGCUAGUCUGAUCAAUCAAACGCGCACAAGGCGAGCCAUUAUAAGGAAACUGAAAGAGAUGUGUCUAAUCGUCAAUUCCAAGGGCGUUCGAAGCGAAAUUCAAAAGAGAUUGCCAAAGGAAUGGUCCGAAGAGGAAAAGGAACAGCUGGCUGAGCUCUGGCAGAGUGCGAAGGAUGAAGAUGAUCCCGUUGGUUGGAUUUACGACGGUCUGCGAAUCAAACGCUCCAAGCUGAAAAUUAAAGAAAAGUUAUUGGAGCUACAGAUGGUGGAAGACCCGAAACAGUUGCGAAAGAAACGCAGCAGAAAGAGCACCGGGGCAAAAUCUUCUUGGGAGACGCGUUCAGCGAGUGAAGAUGAAAAUGAUGAUUCGGAUCGAGAGUCGGACGAUUCUGAUGGAACUAGAGCUUCCCACAGUUCCGCAAUUAGAAAUAAAAAGCAAAAAAAGCGAAAACAAGGCUCCAACAAGAAAAAUGAACCUGUGAUCGCUUAUACCGAUGCGCAGUUGUCGCAAAUGUUAAAAGAAAUCAUCGGCAAUGGCAUGCGCGAAUCAUUGGAGUGGCUGAAGGAGUCCCUAGAGGACUCACUGGAAGAUCGAGACGAAGAGAGUAACGAAGGUAUAGCAUUGGUGCCGCUCACAGCAAACUCAUCGACUGCUAUGGAUUCGCCGAGUUUCCAACGAUUCCUGCAUGGAUCUGGUAUGCACGCGCCGAACUUAGAGGAAACUUACUGGCGUAUUCCUGCCACUAUGCUCGUCACCACUAUUAAAAAGCGUAUCGAUAUUAUUGAUGCUGCACUGAAAGGAGAUUUUAUUGAAGAAGCUCCAGCUGUAAAAAAUGAUGAGUCUAGUGACGAUGAUGAUAUCUUUGAAAAACUGAGGCAGUAUAAUAACCUACAAAAGGACGUCAACAACGAUUCAGACAAAGAAGCUGAACUAUCCACUUCUGCUAUAAACACACCAAUGAAAUCCAAUAGUAAAUAUUUUAACGAAGAUAGUGAAAACUCUACUUUUGAUAAAGAUUGUGAUAUAGAGAAGGAAAAUCUUACAAAUGGUAAGUCUAAUUAUUUCAAGAAGCAAUGCCCGGCAUCAAAUGACUUUGGUACAGUAGAAAAUAUUACUUCUCAAAUGUCUCGAAAUACAAAUAGUCAACUGAAAAGAGACCAAAUUACAUCGCAACUUAAUGGUUUCGACGAAAAACAAACGAAGGCGUCUGAAAAUAGUGUUACAUCGAACUUUCGAGAGGACGUCAACGACGUGAAUAAUGAAUAUUUGUCUCAGUCGCAAGAGCCCAAAUCUAAACGAAUCAAAAGUGUAGUUGGUUCUUCCGAUUCGGAGGACGAUGUAGAAAAAUCUUUGAGAGCACAAAACGAUGAAACUAUCAUUGGUGACUCAAGUGAAGAUAAGUCAGCCAGAUCAAAGCGAAUAUUUGAUUCAGAUUCGGAGAAUGAAAAAAUGGACACGGAGUGUCAAUCACAAGUCAAGGCUCAAACGAAGAUCACUCUUCAAAGCGAAAACUCCAAGUCCAGGAGGAUACGUAAAAUUGUCGACUCGGAUUCGGAAUCAGAAGCUGAAAAAGCUUUACAAGCUAUUGAUAAACUUUUUCCUGAGACUAAAAGAAACCGCUCGAAUGACUGCGACACAGAGACUCCUGUACAGAAAAAACGUCGUAUACUAGAUAGCGACGAUGAAGACGUUGCGGUGCCACGAAACUCGCAGCAGAAGAAACAAACUAGAGUAAUGAAUAGCGACGAAGAUUAGAAAAGCCGCGUCUCUGCAGUCUACGCUGCUUUUUUAAAUACUGAUUUUGCACAAAUCUAUUUCACAGUAUCUUAAUCUACCUUGUAAGUGCUGCCAUCUGCUCGCGAAACACCGAGGUCAGCUUAAAAAGAGGCGAUGGCAUUAAAAAAAACACGGAAUUAGUAUGUAGAGUUAAUAGUCUACUAUUUUUACAUUAUUUACGAUACUCUUUUUUAUUAUUUCUCACACAUUUAUAUUGUCUGGCAAUUUAGUUUCUAAUUAUUUAUACUUGUAACGGUUUUAAC
Molecule: messenger RNA, 4860 nt
Organism: Phymastichus coffea
Lineage: Eukaryota; Metazoa; Arthropoda; Insecta; Hymenoptera; Eulophidae
Gene: timeout
Product: protein timeless homolog
Exons: 31
Coding region: 206-4576 (1456 amino acids)
Biological process (GO): DNA replication checkpoint signaling; DNA repair; replication fork arrest
Cellular component (GO): replication fork protection complex
Molecular function (GO): DNA binding
Source: RefSeq, a predicted model, not a curated record